Messenger RNA from Pipra filicauda (Wire-tailed manakin), 981 nucleotides. RefSeq names its product dual oxidase maturation factor 1-like. The record is from RefSeq and is a predicted model, not a curated record. Lineage: Eukaryota; Metazoa; Chordata; Aves; Passeriformes; Pipridae. Gene Ontology annotation, cellular component: endoplasmic reticulum membrane. The transcript has 6 exons. Bases 1 to 981 code for a protein of 326 amino acids. Gene Ontology annotation, biological process: protein transport.
AUGACGCUGUGGAAUGGCUCCUACCCCUUCUACCCCGGUGCCAAUGCCCGUUUCCCCUUUGACACCGCCCGGGCUGUCAUCAUCACCAUCUUCCUCUCCAUGUUGGCCACUUUCAUCAUCAUCCUACCAGGAAUCAGAGGCAGGGGGCGACUCUUCUGGUUCCUGCGGCUGGUGACGGGACUCUUCGUGGGAGCAGUGGUCCUCACCAUACAGUUCACCAGGGACUGGGAGACUGGCUGGGUGCAGGCAAACACCUCCUACAAGUCCUUCAGCCGUGCCGUGGUGAAUGUGGACAUUGGGCUGCACAUCGGCCUGGAGGGGGUGAAUAUCACACUCAAGGGAAACCCAGUGAAGCAGAUCAAUGAGACCAUCAACUACAACGAGUACUUUCCCUGGAGCUUCAGUUCAAACUAUGACCGCAGCUACAGCGAGGGGCUGGAGAAGGGGCUGCCCAGCCCCAUCCUCUACGUGGCAGAGAAGUUCUCCUCGCAGAGCCCCUGCGCCGUGCACAGGCAGUACCGCAUCUCCGGCCACUACGCCUCGGCCACGCUCUGGUUGGCUUUCUGCACGUGGCUCAUUUCCAUCUUGCUAUUCUCCAUGUCCAUCCUGCUCCACGGUGGUUACAUGCUUUUGCUCACUGCUGCACUGAUCCUCUUCUCACUGCUCUUCUUCUUCACUGCGAGGAACACCCCCAAGUGCCCCAUCCAGUUUGGCCCAGUUUCCUUGAAAACAGACUAUGGCGAAUCCUUCUGGCUGACAUUAGUGACAGGGCUGCUGUGCCUGCUGCUGGGUUUGGGCGUCAUCAUCCUGAACUCCAUGGAGCCGGAGAAGCUGAAGCUCAUCUUUAACCUGGACAAGAAAAAGGGAGCAGAGGAGGUGUGGGACAAGCCCUGCCUGCUGGCCGAGCCCAGCUGCUCCGUGCAGGACGUGUGGAUGGUCCCACUGGCCGAGCUCUCCGAGGUGACAGCCACCCAGCUGUGA